Messenger RNA from Neltuma alba, 3297 nucleotides. Its product is annotated as protein unc-13 homolog. The record is from RefSeq and is a predicted model, not a curated record. The transcript has 6 exons. Bases 1 to 3297 code for a protein of 1098 amino acids. Lineage: Eukaryota; Viridiplantae; Streptophyta; Magnoliopsida; Fabales; Fabaceae.
AUGAAUAAGAAAAGAAAGGCCUUCCCUUUCACUGAAAACUUGCCACCGAAUGCUCACCUCAUGGGACCAGAGCGGCAAGAGGGAGACAAGAGUGACGUGAUGAAGAUACGGACGGUCACAUGCUGUGUGAGAUGCUCUUCUUCCCUCUCCUGCCGGAACUCUAACGUCCAUCGUUUUGCCGCCCUCUUCCGUCUUGGGUUUCUGACCCGCCUCCUCUCUGCUCUCUGCCGCAUGGGUCAGCAUGCCCGCCGCGAAUCUUACCCUUCUUCCUCCGUCUCUUCCCGUUUAGAUCAUAUGCGGCACCACCCUCGUCGGCUCGAGUUUCCCGAGAAGGACAAUGACGUCGUCUGCCCGUUCGGCAACCUCGAAGGCCUCGACCAGGAUGACAUCAGGGAAACCGCCUACGAGAUCUUCUUCACCGCAUGUCGAUCGUCACCGGGCUUUGGGGGAGGACGGAACGCUCUCACCUUUCAUUCUAGCCACGAGAAUGGGGAUGGUGGCGGGUCCAAGCCGAACCAGGUGGUGAGUCACCCGACCAGCCGGGUGAAGCGGGCCCUCGGGUUGAAGAUGUUGAAGAGGUCGCCGUCGAGGAGGAUGGUGGCGGGAGGGAGCAGCGGAGUGUCAUCGACACCGUCUUCACCGGUGGGGCAGGGCGGAGGUAGCCCUUUGGCGUACUCGGCGCCUCUGAGACCGAGGCGGCCAAUGACAUCAGCGGAGAUCAUGAGACAGCAGAUGCGGGUGACAGAGCAAAGCGAUAACCGCCUGAGGAAGACCCUCAUGAGAACCCUGGUUGGCCAAAUGGGAAGGAGAGCAGAGACGAUAAUCCUACCUUUGGAACUGUUGAGGCAGCUGAAGCCAUCAGAAUUCAACGACUCGAACGAGUACCACAUGUGGCAGAAGAGACAGCUCAAGAUCAUGGAAGCUGGUCUCCUUCUUCACCCUUCCAUCCCUCUCGAGAAGAACAACACAUUCGCCAUGCGUCUCAGGGACAUCAUCAAAUCCGGCAACUCAAAGCCCCUCGACACCGGAAAGAACUCCGACACCAUGCGAACCCUCUGCAACUCCGUCGUCUCCUUGUCCUGGCGCAGCGCCAACGGCACUCCCACCGACGUCUGUCACUGGGUCGACGGCUAUCCCGUCAACAUGUAUAUCUACACCUCCCUCCUCCAAGCCAUCUUCGACAUUCGCGAUGAAACCCUGGUCCUGGACGAGGUCGACGAGCUCCUCGAGCUCAUGAAGAAGACGUGGUCCACGCUUGGGAUUUCCAGGCCCAUUCACAACGUGUGCUUCACCUGGGUGUUGUUUCUGCAAUACGUAGAGACGGGGCAGGUAGAGUCGGAUCUUCUGAGUGCGGCUUACGCGAUGUUGAUUGAGGUGGCGGCUGACGCCAGGAAGGAGAAAGAGGCGUUGUAUGUGAAGAUAUUAACGUCGGUGUUGGGAUCGCUGCUGGAGUGGGCGGAGAAGAAGUUGGUGAAUUACCAUGAGUAUUACGUGAGAGGGACGGUUGGGCAGAUCGAGAACCUUCUUCCACUGGUUUUGUUGGCUUCCAAGAUUCUGGGCGAAGACGUCACCAUCUCUGAAGGGGAAGGCCCUGACAUUACCAUUGUGGAUUCCUCCGGUGAUCGGAUUGAGUAUUACAUUCGUUCUUCCCUCAAAAACGCUUUUGACAAGAUGAUAGAUGCGGAGAACGAAAAAGCAGCUGAAUCUGAGAUAAAGGAGGAGAUGAGUCAAAUUCUGGUUCGGCUAGCCCAGAAGACUGAAGAACUGGCAAUGAAGGAGAGGGAAAGUUUCAGCCCAGUGAUGAGUAAAUGGCAGCCAACGGCCGGCGCUGUGGCUGCCAUGACGCUGCACAACUGCUACGGACAUGUGCUGAGGCAGUACCUGGGUGGAGUCAUCUCCCUCACCACUGAAAUGGUUGAGGUGUUGCAGAGAGCUGGAAGGCUUGAAAAGCUUUUGGUCCAAAUGGUGGUUGAGGAAUCUACAGAAUGUGACGAUGGUGGCAAAACCGUUGUGAGAGAGAUGGUUCCGUAUGAAGUCGAUUCGGUCGUCCUGAACUUCUUGAGAAGAUGGAUUGACGAAUCACUCGACAGAGGGAAGGAGUAUUUCCUUAGAGCAAAAGAAAUUGAAACAUGGAAUCCCAAGUCCAAAUCCGAGCAACAUGCACUAUCAGCUGUGGAAUUGAUGAACUUGGCAAAGGCAACAGUGGAAGAGUUCUUUAAGAUCCCAAUAGGAAUUACAGAAGAUUUGGUUCUAGACCUUGCUGAGGGAGUGGAAAGUAUCGUCCAGAACUACACCUCAUUUGUUGCAGCAUGCGGUUCAAAGCAGAGCUACAUUCCGUCACUUCCACCGCUAACUAGAUGCAACAGAGACUCCAAGUUCCUGAAGCUGUGGAGGAAAGCGGCCCCUUGCAGCAUGACAUCAGAAGAACAAAGCAUGAAUGAAACAAAUGAAGGUCAUCAUCCGAGGCCAUCAACGAGUCGUGGCACGCAACGCCUUUACGUUCGUCUCAAUACCUUACACUACAUGCUUUCAUGCAUCCAAUCCCUUGACAAAUCCCUGUCGCUGAAAUCAGGAGUAGUUCCUUCCAGCCACCAUCGGUUAGGAAGUAGAGGAGGGAGGCCACCAAGUACUAGUGGCUCAGCCUACUUUGACAUAGUGGCAACUUCCAUUCAAGCAGCCUGCCACUAUGUCUCAGAAGUUGCGGCCUAUCGUUUGAUCUUCCUUGACUCAAGCUCUGUCUUCUACGAUGGUCUUUAUCUUGGAGAUGUGGCCAACUCUCGGAUUCGCCCUGCAUUGAGAACUCUCAAGCAAAACCUCGCAGUGAUGACUGCAAUCCUCACAGAUAGAGCUCAAGCCUUGGCAAUGAAGGAAGUCAUGAAGGCCUCAUUUGAGUCAUUCCUUAUGGUUCUUCUUGCUGGUGGAAGCUCCCGUGUGUUCAACCGGUCGGAUCACCAGAUGAUCCAAGAGGAUUUUGAGAGCUUGAAGAAGGUUUUCUGCACUUGUGGAGAAGGACUAAUAGCAGAGGAAGUGGUGCAGAGAGAGGCUGAGGUGGUGGAGGGAGUCAUAGACUUAAUGGGUCAAAGUACUGAUCAAUUGGUAGAAGAUUUCAGCAUUAUAACCUGUGAGACAAGUGGGAUAGGAGUGAUGGGAAUUGGCCAGAAGUUGCCAAUGCCUCCAACCACAGGAAGGUGGAAUAGAUCAGACCCCAACACAAUACUGAGGGUAUUGUGCCACAGAAAUGACGGAGCUGCAAAUCAAUUCUUGAAGAGGACAUUCCAAUUGGCAAAGAGAAGGUGA